CCAAUGGCAGAUCAGUCCAGACAUGAUGUGUUAACAGGGAGGGGAGGAAAGUCAGACUGAUAUGAGAUGAAUCGAAACUAUAAAAUAUUAUCUGACAGCAGCUCAGCAGUGAUAAAACUACACCCUUCUAUCACCCAUUAAAGAUGAUGUCCAAAUAUCAUCAGCUCAAACCAGAGGAACCAGAGGAACUCAGGAUUACACUUGUUGGAAAAACUGGAGUUGGAAAGAGUGCAGUAGGAAACACCAUCUUAGGAAGAAAAGCUUUUGAAUCUAAACUGUCCAUGUCCUCAGUGACAUCAAAGUGUAAAAAGAAAACAGGAGAAGUUGCUGGUCACAUACUGGCUGUUGUUGAUACUCCAGGUCUGUUUGACACUGGUAAAGAAUUAAAGAAGGUGAAGGAAGAGAUCGCUAAAUGUAUCUCAUUUGCUGCUCCUGGUCCUCAUGUGUUCCUGAUCGUGAUCCAGCUGGGCAGAUUCACAACACAGGAAAAAGAAAUAGUCACAAUCAUUCAGAAGAUGUUUGGAGAGGAGGCAGGAAAGUUCACCAUGGUCUUGUUCACACAUGGAGACCUGCUGCUGGAGGAGGAAGAGGUCUCCAUGGAUGAAUUAAUCAGUCAGAAUGAACCUCUCCGUGACUUCAUCAGACAGUGUGAUGGAGGAUACCAUGUGUUUAACAACAAAGACAAGAAUCUCCUUCAAGUCACUGAGCUGCUGAGGAAGAUCAACAGUAUAGUUCAGAGAAAUGGAGGAAGCUACUACACGAAUGAAAUGUUCCAAGAAGCUGAGAGAGCCAUAAGAGAAGAGGAGGAACGUCUGAAGAGAGAAAAUCCAGACAUGAAUCCCAGCGAAGCAAGAAGACAGGCAGAGAGAGAUAAUUCAUUUAUUUGGGCCGCUGGUGUUGGAGUUGCAGCUGGAGGAGGAGUAGGAGGAGUUUUGGGAGCAGCUGUUGGAGCAGGUGUUGGAUGCAUUGGAGGUGGAGUGGGAGCUGCAGCAGGAGCUAAAGUGGGAGCUGUAGCGGGAGCUGCAGUGGGAGCUGCAGUGGGAGCUGCAGCUGCAGCAGUGAAGGAGAAAGCAUGUGUUAUACAAGGAGGGUCUGACCUCAGCUCUGACCUCAGGGUGGUGCUGGUGGGUCAGGAGAGAGUUGGGAAGAGUUCAGCAGGAAACACCAUCCUGGGAAAGAAGCAGUUUGACUGUAGGUUCAGUUCCAGACCUCUGACUCUGAUCAGUGAGAAGAGAGAAGAGGAUGUUCAGGGUCAUAGAGUCUCUGUGGUCGACACCCCCGGACUCUUCAGCUCUCAGCUGUCUGAAGAGGAGAUGAAGGCAGAGCUGGAAAAAGCUGUAGAUCUGAGCUCUCCAGGUCCUCACAUCUUCCUCCUCACCAUCCAGCUCGGAAGAUUCACUGAACAGGAGCAGGGAGAUCUGGAGACUCUGCAGAAGCUGCUGAGUCCUGAUGUCUCUAAACACACCAUGGUGCUGUUCACCUACGGAGACCGACUGGAAAACACCAACAUAGAUCAGUUUGUCAGAGACGACAAGAACCUGAAGAAGCUGCUCGACAAAUGUAGCGGCAAGUACCAUGUGUUCAACAACAGAGAGAUGGAAAACAGAGAUCAGGUCAAAGAGCUGUUUGAGAAAAUAGAUUCAGUCUCUGAGGGAGGAAGAUUGUUUUAUCAGAAAAGAUCUUCUCAGUCACUGAGUUUAAUCCUCAGGGUUUACAGGAUGAUUUACCAGAGAUUCCAUUGGUUAUUUAACAUCAUCUUUUGCGUCUUCAGAUGGUUUGAGGAACAUAUAGAGCUCAUCAGGACUUUCACAGUAAAGGAGCUGAUGUUUGAAUCCCUGAUGGAGACAAACCGACAGGUGGAGCAGAGCUCAGGUGUUCAGGAAGCUUGCUCCACAGAGACAGAAGAACUCAGGAUUACACUUGUUGGGAAAACUGGAGUUGGCAAGAGUGCAGUAGGAAACAUCAUCUUAGGAAGAGAAGCUUUUGAAUCUAAACUGUCCAUGUCCUCAGUGACGUCAAAGUGUAAAAAGGAAACAGGAGAAGUUGCUGGUCACAUACUGGCUGUUGUUGAUACUCCAGGUCUGUUUGACACUGGUAAAGAAUUAAAGAAGGUGAAGAAAGAGAUCGCUAAAUGUAUCUCAUUUGUUGCUCCUGGUCCUCAUGUGUUCCUGAUUGUCCUCCAGCCAAACAGAUUCACAAAAGAAGAACAAGAAACAGUGAAAAUCAUUCAGAAGAUGUUUGGGAAAAAGGCAGGAAAAUACACCAUGGCCUUGUUCACCCAUGGAGAUGAUCUGAAGAGGGAAGAAGUUUCCAUGGACACAUUAAUUAGCCAGACUCGAUCUCUGCGUGAUUUUGUCAAACAGUGUGGUGGAGGAUCCCAUGUUUUUGACAACACAGACGGGGAUUGCUUUCAAGUCACUGAGCUGGUGAGGAAGAUCAAGAACAUGGUUCAGGGAAAUGGAGGAAGCUACUACACCAAUGAAAUGUUCCAAGAAGCUGAGAGAGCCAUAAGAGAAGAAGAGAAGCGUCUUAAGAGAGAAAAUCCAGACAUGAAUCCCAAUGAAACAAGAAGAAAGGCAGAGAAAAACAAUGCAUUUAUUCAGGGCAUACUACAGGGUGCUGGUGCUGGAGCUGCAGCUGGAGCAACUGUUGGAACAGCUUUUGGAAGCUUGGGGGCUGGAGUGGGAGCUGGGGUGGGAGGUGCAGUGGGAGCUGCUGUAGGAGCUAUAAUGGCAGUGAAGGGGAAGGCUUGUGUUAUACAGUGAUAUUCAAUAUUAAUC
Messenger RNA from Lates calcarifer (barramundi perch), 2780 nucleotides. RefSeq lists its product as uncharacterized. The transcript is spliced from 6 exons. Gene Ontology annotation, molecular function: GTP binding. The record is from RefSeq and is a predicted model, not a curated record. The coding region runs from base 144 to 2765 and encodes 873 amino acids. NCBI's taxonomy places the organism in Eukaryota, Metazoa, Chordata, Actinopteri, Centropomidae.